AUGGAGUCCUGGGCAAGGUGCAUCUUUCUUCUCUUGCUGCAGAUCCUGAGAGGGGGACGCGGAGAUAUAUUGCCUUCAGUGUGUGGUCACUCCCGAGACGUGGGUGGCCAAGAUGCUCUGGAAGGACAAUGGCCUUGGCAAGUCAGUCUGUGGACAGCCGAAGAUGGCCACAUAUGCGGGGGCUCCCUCAUCCACAAGGUGUGGGUGCUCACAGCUGCCCACUGCUUCCGCAGGUCUCUGAACCCUAGCUUCUUCCACGUGAAGGUUGGAGGACUGACACUUUCCCUUCUGGAACCCCACUCAACCUUAGUGGCUGUGAGGAGCAUCUUCGUGCAUCCCACCUACCUCUGGGAAGAUGAUGUGUCUAGCGGAGACAUUGCCCUGGUGCAGCUGGAAACUCCUCUGCAGCCCUCCCAGUUCACUCCUGUCUGCCUCCCAGCAGCCAAGGCUCCUCUUAGCCCUGGGACUGUCUGCUGGGUAACAGGCUGGGGGAGCACCCAGGAAAGAGACCUGGCGCGUGUCCUCCAGGAGCUAGCUGUGCCUCUCUUGGACUCAGAGGAGUGUGAAAAGAUGUACCACAUUCCAGGGACCAGCCUGUCAGGGGAGUGAGUCAUCCAGUCAGACAUGCUCUGUGCAGGCUUUGUAGAUGGCCAGAAGAACUCCUGCCAGGGUGACUCUGGGGGACCACUCGUCUGUGCCACCAACGGUUCUUGGACCCAGGUCGGGAUCACCAGCUGGGGUGUUGGCUGUGCUCGCCCAUACAGGCCUGGUGUCUAUACUCGGGUGCCAGUCUAUGUAGACUGGAUUCAGAAGACCCUGUCGGAGAACCACUCUGAUGCCUGCGGGUGCCACUCCCAAGCCUCUGGGGCAUACCAAAUACUGCUGCCAGUGUUGCUGGCUUUUGCCUUGCCAGGGGCCCUGUGA
This is a messenger RNA of Arvicanthis niloticus (Nile rat), 924 nucleotides long. RefSeq names its product serine protease 30-like. Lineage: Eukaryota; Metazoa; Chordata; Mammalia; Rodentia; Muridae. The record is from RefSeq and is a predicted model, not a curated record. Gene Ontology annotation, biological process: proteolysis. Gene Ontology annotation, molecular function: serine-type endopeptidase activity.